Molecule: messenger RNA, 2451 nt
Organism: Dreissena polymorpha
Lineage: Eukaryota; Metazoa; Mollusca; Bivalvia; Myida; Dreissenidae
Product: echinoderm microtubule-associated protein-like 2
Exons: 16
Coding region: 70-2031 (653 amino acids)
Biological process (GO): microtubule cytoskeleton organization
Cellular component (GO): mitotic spindle
Molecular function (GO): microtubule binding
Source: RefSeq, a predicted model, not a curated record
GGUAAUUAUACCUUACUAUCAGAGAGAAAGUUGUGCGGGUAGUGUUUGGACAGAAUAAACUUAGUCAAUAUGCAAAGGAACAAGAGGAACGAACCACCUGCAUGGAAUUCAGAGGAAAAGUUUUUGAAAAUAUAUCUAAAGGGCCGCCCAGUGCCCUUGUGCGCGCCCACAAACAUCGAGGAUGAAGGCCCGUACGACGUGAAGGCACCUCAAGACCCGCCUGCUCAGCAACUCAAACUAGAAUGGGUGUACGGUUACCGGGGUGGCGACUGCAUGUCAAACCUUUACACCAUUGCAACCGGGGAGGUAAUCUACUUCAGUGCGGCUGUGGUUGUCCUCCAUAACUUUGCGGAGCAGACUCAAAGACACUAUACAGAACACAAUAAUGAUGUCAAAAGCCUGGCCAUUCAUCCAGACCAAGUUAAGGUGGCAACGGGACAGGUUACUGGUCAUGAGAAAAAGGGCAAGGCGCACGUAAGGGUGUGGGAGAGCAUCAACCUUACGACGCUGCACGUGAUCGGCGAGGGGGAGUUCCAGAGGAACGUCUGCUGCGUCUCCUUCUCUCCAGUUGAUGGGAAUAACUUACUGGCGGUGGAUGAAAGUAACGAACAUAUCCUGUCUGUCUGGGAUGUCAGCCGAGACAACAAAUUCUCCAAGAUAACCGACUGCAAGUCGUCAAAUGACCCUGUGACCCAGUGUGCCUUCCACCCAAAAGAAGAGAAUCAGAUCGUCUGCUGUGGCAAGUCACAGAUCACAUUCUGGACGCUUGAGGGGGAGAGACUUUCCAAGAAGGGCGGAAUCUUUGGGAAAAACGAGAAGCCAAAGUCGGUCCAUUGUUUCAGCUUCACAGAGAACGGGGACGUCGUGUCCGGAGACUCCAGUGGCAAUAUCUACGUCUGGGAGAAAGGCACCAACAAGAUCAGCAAGGCCAUUCCAAACGCCCACGAUGGUGAUGUGUUCAGCAUCUGUUGUUCGAGAGAUGGAACCAUUCUAUCCGGAGGAGGGACAGACAGGAAAAUCAUUCAGUGGGACGCGGAGUUCAACAAAACUGGAGUAGAAAAUGAGAUCCCUGUGGAGUUUGGAGCUGUACGGAUGAUAAGCCAGAAGCCGGACAACAUGAUUCUAGUGGGAACCAUCCGUAACUGCAUCUUACAGGGGAAUAUGGACCUAAACGUCUCACCUGUUGUUGAGGGUCACAAAGAAGAGUUAUGGGGCCUGGACGUGAGCCCCAGUCAGUCCCAGUUCCUAACGUGCGGAUACGACAAGCACGUGUAUCUGUGGGACGCCCAGACACGCUCCGUCGUCUGGCGGAAGGAGAUCUCCGAUCCGGCCCGUUGUUGCUGCGUCCACCCGAGUCUGCCAAUCGCAGUGGUGGGUCUGCAGACGGGCAAGUGGCUUGCACUUGACCUAAAUACGCAAGAGAUCGUCGCCGAGAACAGCGAUGGCACAGAUCAGAGGGAUUGCAUGCAGUUCUCACCUGACGGCAAGAUGCUGGCAGUGGGAGGUCAUGACAACUGCAUCUUCAUAUACGAAGUGAGCGAUGAUGGUAAAGGGUACCAAAAUGUAGGCACGUGUUCCGGCCACAGCUCGUUCGUGACCCACAUUGACUGGUCGGAGGACGGCGAGAUACUUCGAAGCAACUCGGGCGAUUACGAGGUCCUGUACUGGUAUCCAAAGACAUGCGGGCAGGAAAUCUUCAGGGACGCUGUGAGGGACCGAGCGUGGGCCACGCAAAACUGCACCCUCUCAUUCCAGUCUGCGGGAAUCUGGCCUAUUGAUGCGGACGGUACGGACGUAAACAACUGUGCGGUGUCACAUGACAAGAAGCUGUUGGUGAGCGCUGACGACUUUGGGAAGGUCAACCUGUACGCAUUCCCGUCCAUCCAUCCCAAGGCCACGGGUAACUCGUACCAGGGCCACAGCAGUCACGUGACCAUGGCCAAGUUUCUGUGCGAUGAUUCUCGCGUAAUCUCCACGGGGGGAAAAGACGAGACCGUAAUGCAGUGGCAGGUGGUCGCUAAGUUAACAUAACAAUCUCAUCCUGAUAACAUGGCUUGACCUUUGGUUUCGGGGCAGUUUGCAUUAUUAUUGUUGGGGACUUUGGUCCCAUUUUAUGAAUGGUGAAGGGAUAUCCAGUGUUUUCUUAAAAACUCCCUAUGCAUUCUUUGCUAAUAUUAAUGCACAUGUCUUUUAUUUUCAAGAGGAAUGUUAGUGACAAAGAGAAAGCUUAAUGUUUAGUCUGACAAUAAUUAUCAACAAUUUUUGCACGUUAAUUUUUCCGAAAUGAUUGAUUCUUUGUUGAUUAUUAUUUGCCUAGACAAAGUACUUUUUGUUCUUUUUCGUUAAAUCAUUUCAAUAACGAUAUUGACCUGUUUUGAUUAAUUAAAUAUUUAUGCUCAAUCUAAAGUGUAUAAGAUAACUAAAGAUGUGUUAGUUCUUUUAUGUUUAUAU